AUGCCUUCUCGUGCCACACGGUCCACACCUACCAAGCUUUACAUGGUGGCAGAGGUAAACCAGCCGUCUGUGCGCUUCAGCAGCAGUGGUGUGAUAUUCGACGAUGCUAUGUUGCUGGCUGGCGUGGCGCAGGUCGAACUUCAUUCACCAGGAGUGCGCUUCAGUCUACAGCAGGCUUUCACCGGAUGUCUGCAGGAUGUGAGAUCCUCGGCGAUUCAAGAUGGCGUGCUCGAUCUCGCUGAGCUAUUAGACGGUGCUGCCCUCUCACCGACGCCCGGCUGUGCCAGGACGCGCGUCUGUGAUGAGGUAACGUGUGAGAACGAGGGAGUCUGUGUUGACAUGUGGACCCACGCUCACUGCCAAUGCAUCGCCGGAUACACGGGUGACGACUGCAGCUUCCAGACGAGCGCGACAUUCACGAACAGAUCGCUCCUGCACUUCCCCGAGAUGUCGCGGGAUGCUGCUGCGCUGAGCACAGAUGCUGGGAGGAGCAAGGAUGCUCAGCGGAGCAGGGAUGCUGCGCUGAUCAGGGAUGAGGAGCGGAAGAGGGAUGCUGCGCUUUGGUCUGAUGUCAUCGAUGAGGUCACAGUGUCUGUGACGCUUGCCAGUCCUGAAAGACCUGGAUCACUGCUGUACACGCUGGGUUCUGACAGUCAGCUAGCAGUGUACAUGGUGAAUGCGUCGGUACAUGUGAUCGUGCUGACGCUAGCGGGGGAGGUACGCGUGAACCUGACAGACUAUCAGCUCACUAACGGCUGGUAUACGCUACACGUGAAAGCUCUCAUGGACCACAUCAUAGUUAAAGUCGAGGACGCGUCGGGGAGCGUCAUGGCGCAGGGCGUCGCCAUCACACCACGCCCGCUAGCCGUCGGCUAUCCCCUCUUCCUGGGAGUCGUGCAUCCUGCAGCCACGGCCGACAUGUGGAGGCUCAGGCUGCCCGCGACCGCAGGGUUUUCCGGGUGUGCGCGCAACCUCACUGUGAACAGGCGACCGGUCAACCUCGCGUCUGCCCGCGGUUACCUUGGCGACCGCGUCGAUCCGCCGGCGGCUGGGCGUGGAUGCUCGGCGGACAGGAACUGCGAUCGCAACGCGUGCGGCGGCGGCGCGGCGUGCGAGGGCACGUGGGCGGGGCCGCGGUGCCUGUGCCCCCCACACCUGACGGGGGAAACCUGCGACAAGGCGCGUGCGUUCACACUGAGCGGAGACGACAGCUACGUGUACGUUGCCGUGGAUACGACAGUCGCAGCGUUCGGCGACCGCGGCUCGCUGGAGUUCCGCACGCGAGACGUGGAGGCGCCCCUGCUGGUGCUCGAGGCAUACGGGGGUAGCGGGAACCUAGAAUACUCGAUGAACGUGCAGAUCGUGGAUUCCGGUCUGCUAGUGAGCACCUACAAGGCAGGCACACUUCAGAGUAGCUUGGACUUGCUUCCCUCCCUUGUCAGCGAUGGUGCGUGGCACACGCUCGCAUGGACAUUCUCCGACACAGGCGUCACCAUCGUUGUCGACGGCAACCACACAGCGAGCUUCGGACACGCCCUGCGUGUGUACAUCGGUGCCCGCGGACCCAUCGUCAAGCUACACGUAGGAGCAGAUCCUCUCGCGCUAGGUCACUACAGUGGAUUUAUGCACGGCUGCAUUCGUAACGUCACGCUCGAUGGCAGGAUGCUCUUACUGGGAGCAGCGCUACCUGGUGACGGAAUCCAGAUUGACAUGAGCAACGCAGUAUCGGGAGCCGGUGACGGAUGCACCGGGCGACCGGCGUGCGCGUCUAACCCAUGUCCCGCGAACGCCGCGUGUCGUGACGUGUGGAACGCCCACGCCUGCGACUGCCGGCCCGGCUGGCAGGGCGACGGAUGCUACGUCAGCGUCGACGACUGCGCCGACCACGCCUGUGCCACCGGCGCCACCUGCGUGGACUCGCAUCGCGGCUACACGUGCGCGUGCCCCGAGGGGUUUACCGGCCCCCGGUGCGACGACGUCGCCGCCGCAUGCGACAGCGCCCCCUGCUGGCCGGACAGCACGAUCGCGUGCGUGUCCGUGUUCCCGGGCGACUUCGACUGUUUCUGUCGGCCGGGAUUCGCCGGAAAAACGUGCGGGGACGACGUCGACGACUGCGCCAGCGCCCCCUGUAGAAACAACGGAACGUGCGUGGACGACGUGGGCGGGUACUCGUGCGUGUGUCCGCGGGAGUACGUCGGCCAAUCGUGUGAGAGAUACUCGGCAUGUUCGUCCGACCCGUGUCUGAACGAGGGAGAGUGCAGCGACGCGGAAGCGACGUUCACUUGUCGUUGUGUUUCCGGGUUCGGCGGCGCCCGCUGCGAGGACUACGAUUGGUGCCUGAACGCGUCGUGCAGCAACGGCGCCACCUGCCGGCCUGACGCCCGCAACUACAGCUGCGAGUGCGCCGCCGGAUACACCGGCGCACUCUGUGAGAGGGUCGACCGCUGCGCCAGCGCCCCCUGCCAAAACAACGGAACGUGUGUCGCGGAUGACGAGCGCGGGUUCACGUGCGUGUGUGCCGACCACCACCAGGGGGCGCUGUGCGAGGAGGCGGUCGACCGCUGCGAGUCAUCGCCGUGUUUAAAUGGCGGCUCGUGCUGGUCGGACGGUGGCGCCGCCGCGGCGUUCGCCUGCGAGUGCACGCCGGGCUGGGAGGGCACCUUCUGUGAGACCGACAUUGCUGAGUGUGAAUCUUCGCCAUGCCUAAACAACGGAACGUGCAUCGACAGCGCGACGGCAGGCGACUUCUUCCCGGGGUACUCGUGCGCGUGCGCCGAAGGCUACAGCGGCGCCACCUGUGCGGAGGAGACAGAUGAGUGUGCGGGGGCGCCGUGCAAAAACAACGGAACAUGCUUGGACCUCGUUGCCGCAUACAGCUGCGAGUGCGUGGCGGGAUUCUCUGGCGUCAACUGCGAGAUGGACAUCAGGGGAUGCUCUUCGUCGCCCUGCGUAAACAACGGAACGUGCGAGACGGGCGAUGGCGGCGAACAAGGCGGCUACGCAUGUCGUUGCGCGGUGGGUUUCACUGGCGCCCUCUGUGGGACGAACAUCGACGACUGCGCAGACCACCGCUGCGCAAACGGCCGCUGCGUGGACGGUGUCGCCACCUACACCUGCGCGUGCGAGCCGGGCUUCGGCGGCGCCCUCUGCGACGAGGUGAUGGACGCGUGUUACAGCGCGCCGUGCGCGAACAACGGAACGUGCUCGUACGUCGGCCUGUGCAGCUGCCACCACGUGGUCGCGCGGUGCGGCUGGCACGAUGAGACGUGCCAGCUCGCACGCUGCGUGCGCGCCCCCGGCUGCAAGACCCACUCUCGCUCGUACAACUGCGACUGCGCCGGCACGGGCUACGCCGGCGCGCUCUGUGAGCGGGAUGUGGACGAGUGCAGCGACGGCGCGGCGUGCGUGCGCGGCGUGUGCGUCAACGCGCCGGGGUCGUACGCGUGCGACUGCGCCGGCACGGGCUACGCCGGCGCGCUCUGUGAGCGGGAUGUGGACGAGUGCAUGGAGGAGGCGGAGCCGUGCGGUCCGCGGGCCGCGUGCGUAAACGCGCCGGGGUCCUACACGUGCGUCUGUCCGCCGUUCGUCGCCAGUCCGUGCCGCAACGGCGGCGGCUGCGCUGUUGCCGCGGCGACGAAGGAGAUCGCGUGUAACUGCACAGGGACGGGUUACGCCGGGCGCUGGUGCAGCGACGAUGUGGACGAGUGCCAGGGGGCGCUGCAUGCGUGUCACGGCGCGGCGACGUGCGUCAACCAUCCCGGCAACUACUCGUGUGUCUGCUCGGAGGAAUACACGGGCACGUUGUGCGACACUUCCAUCGGCGGUGAGGCGGCGCCACUGUCAGCCCGCGCCCUCGCCAUCCUACUGCCGUUCCUCGUCAUCUUGCUGUGUCUGGCCGCCGUCGUUAUCUGGAGCGUCUGGUACGUGCGUCGUAGUCGCAAGAUGAAAGGUAAGUACCGGCCAUCCGUCGCCGAGGAGUCUCACGGAGUGCCCAUCCCCAUGACAACGGUGCCUCAGAGCAACGAGGAGCGACUCGUGUGAUGCUGUCGUCGUUGUUGCCAUGGAGACCGCCAUUCUGCCUGGGUGUAGCGUCAGAAGCAGCCACUCUUUCUCCGCAGAUCGUCGGAAGCUGGAUAAAACGUACAGGAUGCUUUAAAGUUUAAACCGUACCUCGUCUCGUCAUGUUUUCGUGUGUUUUCAUGUGUUUUCGUGUGUUUUCGAGGUCAAUCAUCAUAUUUUUGUAAAUCAUUUUUUAAUACGAGCCACGGCCAUGUGGCUGAGUGAUGGGAGUGAUGGGAAAUCACUCUUGUCUAUUGCUUGCCAUGUAGUCGCUGCUGGUAGUGGGCUUUCAGUGGUUAGUGAAGUAUGGUGAGGACAGGGCUUCAAGCUAAGCAGGGUAACAAGUAAGAAUCACUGUACGUUACCGCGAACAUCUCUUGUGUUCUCACUGCAUUAUAUUUAGGCCAUGGCUACGCGUCCGGUUACCGGACGCCCAGCUCCCAGGCUAUGCGUCUGGUCAUAUAUUUCUUAUGUGAACCCAACUAUAUUUUUCCAGUAAAAAACUAUAAACAAUAAGUUUUACUAUAAUAUCACUUACCAUUAGGUAUUUUAUCAAAAAAAUGUGUUUUUGUAAUUUUUGAAGCAAUAGUAAAUCCAGUGAAAUCAACUAUUUGAA
Molecule: messenger RNA, 4675 nt
Organism: Priapulus caudatus
Lineage: Eukaryota; Metazoa; Priapulida; Priapulimorpha; Priapulimorphida; Priapulidae
Product: fibropellin-1-like
Exons: 12
Coding region: 1-4041 (1346 amino acids)
Biological process (GO): Notch signaling pathway
Molecular function (GO): calcium ion binding; Notch binding
Source: RefSeq, a predicted model, not a curated record